CUAAACAAGAGAGAGCAUUAUUGCAUCUUUUUUUAAACAAAAACCAUCCAAAUAAAAAUAUAUUCCAACUGUGAACUGAAUUGGGAAAUGAAAAAAUUAGACUUGAAUGAGAUUUCACGUAAGAGGAUUAUUGGCUCAGGGGUUUAUCAUCUUAACAGGAUAUUAGUUCCUUCUCGCUACAAAAGAAACAGCUAAUUACCAUUUCUUUUCUUACCAUCAUCUGAAGAACAGAUACUUUUCCCCGCUCUCAUCUUACCACCGCUUGGAUCACAUGCAAGCUAUUUCAAAAACUUCAAAUUGAGAGCCAAAAAUUCACUUAGAUUUUAUUAAAAUUUCCAUUUUAACCAUCUUUCAGGUUCAAGUAACCUUUUAAAACAGCUUUUCCCUGCGUUUUCUCUCAAAUUGCGUCAGUAUUUCAAUUGAUUAAGCAAAAGAUGGUACGGGGAAUUUUGUAAGCAUUUUUUUGUUUGCUAGAGAUUAUUAGGCUUCUUUAAAUGUCAGUUAUUUGAAAAAAAAAAACUGUAGACACUGCGGUUAUCCCACAGCAGGAAAAUCAUCUUCUUUUUGAAGUAGUACUUCAAAUUAUUUUGCUGUACCUUUUUGCUAUAUUAUAUGCUUAUUUGCACCCAAAUCAUGGAUAUCGUUUUUUUCCAAGAGCAGCCUGACGAUUUUCAGAACGAAAUCGGUACAAUUAUCGAAGGAUCAAUUCCAGAAUGGCUGAAAAAUGGAACUUUUUUCAAAAACGGACCCGGGCUUUUCCAGGUGGGCAAUCAUCAACUUAACCAUUUUUUCGAUGGUUACUCCAAAAUUCAGAAAUUUGAAUUUCAGCCUGUUGGAAAAAUUGUUUACAGUUCCAAGUUCUUGGAAACUGAAUCAUAUAAGAAAGCUAUGCGAAACGAUUCGCCUUACUUCUCCGAGUUCGGAACUUCAGUUCGGCCUCGGAACCCGUUUUUCCGACUUCUCUCGCAUUUUCACCCGUUCAUUCUCGGCUACAGCGACAACUGCAACAUCGCGGCUAUCGAUUUCAACGACACAGUUUAUGUCGUCGGAGAGUCAAUGAAACUGUUCAAAAUGAACCCCGCAGCUCAUUUGUUUCUACCCAAAACAUUCGAAGGUUUGGACUUGAAAGAGAACCAAAAAUGCCAACAUUUUAUUGGAACUUGUGCCCAUUGGCAGGUUGAUCGGAGCAGCCAAUCUGGUCUGAAGAUGAGGAACGAUUCUUCCGAAAGUGGGUCGGAACUGAAAAUGUACGGCCUAGCGAUGUGUAAGAAAAUAACACUGGACUCGAUUUUCGAAAAGGCUAAUCAGACGCUUUAUUAUCUUGACGAAAAUGACGAACCCAAAAUUCUGACUGAAAUUCCGAUGGAAACUCACAGAUAUGUGAAUUACAAUCACAGUUUUUCGGUCACACCGAACUUUAUCAUUAUUCUGCGUCAACCAAUUGCGGCUGACAUGCUUAGAAUGUUUAAGAUGGCGUUUAUAGGCUCCAAACGAGGUUUUGCAGAUGCGUUGACAAUACAAACAGACAUGAAACCAAAAAUUAUUGUCAUCUGCAAAACUUCUGGAAACAUUCUGGCGCAGUUUGAGACCACAGAAGUUUUGUUCACAUUGCAUCACGUGAACUGUUAUGAAGAAGUACCAAAUAAGGUAAUUAUUCUCGACUGUGUUUGUUUUACGUCUCUAUACGCAUUGAACAUGUUUUUCCGAGAUGUUCUUAAAACUUAUAGUCCGAGUGAAUCGGUUUUAAACUCCAGAUGCAAACGAUUUGUAAUGGAUAUGAAAAAUGUGAACAAAAAGGAUUCCGAUCCGAUUAUGGGAAAGAAUGUUUCGACCGCCGAUGUUGAGUUUCCAUGCAUUAACGACAUGUUUUAUGGCAAAGAGUAUCAAUACAUGUGGUGCCUAUGUCGACCCUCCGACGAAGUAAGUCGGAAAAUAGUUCAAAGCUACGCGAUCGGCCGAAUCGACACUCGGAAAAGCGAGGAAAACCUCGUGUACUGGUACGAGGAAGGUUCGUGGCCUUCCGAACCCUGUUUCGUGCCUCGGAAUUUGUCGCCAAGUAUUGAGUAUGACAAAAACCGAAGCGAGAGCGACGGAGUCGUGUUGGCGACAAUUCACUGCAACACCGGGCUGUCGUAUCUUCUCGUAUGUGACGCCGAAACUAUGAUGUCAUUGGCGAAAGUUACAUGGCCGAAUGUUACUCCCGGGUUGCUGGUUGGGAUUCACUCGAUGUUCGUGUUUCCGAAUGAAAACAGAGUUGAACGAAAAAGAAAAUUGAUGCUCGCCAAAACCGACACUGUUACUAGUGAUAUUGAUUGACCACUUCUCUGUAACCAAAUCCUUACAAAAAACUACAGUUUGUUUUGUAAGACUCCAUCCAAGAAUCCAAGACACAAAAUAUUAUUUUUGAUUUAUUAAUAAUUUUAUCUAAACAUCGAAUUUCGAGCUUUUGUUCUGAAAAAAAAACUACUUGCAAAUUUCAAAAAAUAAAGCAGGGCUAUUCAAUUUCAAAAAACAAAAAAUCCAAGAACAACGUGCUUUAAACUUUA
Molecule: messenger RNA, 2546 nt
Organism: Symsagittifera roscoffensis
Lineage: Eukaryota; Metazoa; Xenacoelomorpha; Acoela; Convolutidae
Product: beta,beta-carotene 15,15'-dioxygenase-like
Exons: 1
Coding region: 613-2316 (567 amino acids)
Biological process (GO): carotene catabolic process
Molecular function (GO): carotenoid dioxygenase activity
Source: RefSeq, a predicted model, not a curated record